Molecule: messenger RNA, 1261 nt
Organism: Exserohilum turcica Et28A
Lineage: Eukaryota; Fungi; Ascomycota; Dothideomycetes; Pleosporales; Pleosporaceae
Exons: 3
Coding region: 9-884 (291 amino acids)
Biological process (GO): nuclear polyadenylation-dependent rRNA catabolic process; U4 snRNA 3'-end processing; nuclear mRNA surveillance
Cellular component (GO): nuclear exosome (RNase complex); cytoplasmic exosome (RNase complex)
Source: RefSeq, a predicted model, not a curated record
GGGGUAUUAUGCCUCGAGAAGCUGAGAUAUCGCUCAAUGAGCGCGAGUUCAUUAAACAAGCGCUGCAAGAGCAGAUUCGCAUCGACCGGCGCACCUUUGACGCCUUUCGUCCACUUGAGCUCACCUUUGGCGACGAAUAUGGCGUCGCUGACGUGCAAUUGGGCAAGACCAGAGUCAUUGCCCGUAUCUCGGUAGACGUGACGACACCACCACCGGAGCGCAAGUUCGAUGGCAUCUUCCAAAUAGUCACAGAGUUCUCACCAAUGGCUUCGCCGGCGUUUGAAGUUGGCCGCCCUACAGAUGCCGAAGUGAUCCUCUCGCGCAUACUCGAAAAGGCCAUUCGUCGCUCCAACGCUCUGGACACCGAGUCACUCUGCAUCAUCGCCGGCUUACAGUGCUUUGCUCUCCGCGCGGACGUACACAUAAUCGACCACGACGGUGGUCUCAUUGACGCUUCUUGCAUAGCCGUCAUGGCAGCGCUGCAACACUUUAGGAGACCAGACGUCGUAGUCGAAGGCGAGAAAGCGACCAUUCUCAGCGUACGCGAGCGCGAGCCGAUUCCAUUGUCCAUUCUCCACCAACCGCUCUGUGUUACAUUCUCCUACUUUGAAGGAGAAAUAUUCUUGGUGGACGCAAACUUGGCCGAAGAGCAGGUUCGACAAGGAGAGGUGAUUGUUACCAUGAACAAGCACGGAGAGAUUUGCCAGAUUGCCAAGUAUGGAGGAGCCACCAUCAAUCCGCUGGCCCUACUGAAUUGCACAAACAUUGCGCUGGAAAAGGUCAAACAGAUAGGCGCAUUUAUUCAAAAGAGACUCGAAGAAGAUGCAAAGGAAAGGGAUGCGGGAGGGCUCAUGGCUGAAUUGAGCGCUGAAAACGCCAGGUGAAGAUCUACCAAAUAGGAGCAUGACGCAAAAGCCCAGGAGUCUGGCCCAGCUAUCCAGCCUGCGAUGCUUGCAAAUAACGAGAUCGCACGACCGCGAAUCUUUGUCCGCCGAGCCAUGUGCUCCACCGGAAUAUUUCCACUCAAGGACGGGUUGUGGGUCUGUCGAUGUUGUGGAUCGGCGGUCCGCAGCAUCCCUAUACCUACAUACAAGUACGAGAUAGCCGAAACCAGACGGCAAAUGGCAGGCUCAAGUGGCAGGAUGGGGUGUAGUGAGCAGCUCAGCUCCAACAGGUAUAACGACAGGAAUGGCUAGUGUAUAAUUACAGGCAUGUGAAAAUGGAACGACUAGGUCUCCUGAUGCUCGGCAACUGCUCAUGA